UUUUAAAUUUUAGACCAAUAUUUAAUUGAUUAUUAUGCUUUUUCAGAGACUUUGGCCUAUAACUAUUUUAAACCAAGACAAUAUGAAAACUUUGAAGAGUUUUAUAACAUGGUACAAAGUAAUAUUUCUGCUGCUCAAAAUUAUGUGAUUCCCAAAAAUAACUAUGACUUGGUCAAAACAGUUAAUUCAACGACAGUUGAGUAUGGUAGUUAUGAUUUCAUCAUUAUUGGAGCUGGUGCAGCAGGUGCAGUAGUAGCCAACAGGUUAUCCGAAAUUCGCGGUUGGAAAAUCCUGCUUUUAGAUGCAGGAGGGGAGGAUAACGAUUUCAAUAAAAUACUUGGUCUGUACGGUUAUGAGUUGUUUUCUCCGAAGACAUGGGGUUACAAUACAACAUUCCAAAAAAACGGAUGCUUAGGCAUGAUAAACCAACGAUGUUUUUUGCCUCAAGGCAAAGUUAUUGGAGGUGGAACAACUAUCAAUGGUGCUGUUUAUGCUAGAGGACAUCCAGAAGACUUUAACAGAUGGGUAUCUGUUUACAAUAAUUCUGGAUGGUCUUACGAUGAAGUACUGCCGUACUUUAAAAAAUCAGAAAAAGCUGUCUUCGAACCUAGAGAUAGAUUUUAUCAUGGCGACAAUGGAUACGUUACUAUCAGUCAGCCUCCAGUUACUUCAAACUUGGGACCAUUAAUGAGAGAUAUAUUUAAGGAAGGUGGCGUGGAAUACAAUUAUGAUUACAACGGCAAAUGUGAGCACGGAUUAUCCAUUGCUGAGCUUUUCCUUAAAGGAAAUGAACGUGUCAGCACAGCAUCGGCUUUCCUUGACAAUUUCCGGUCCAGAGAAAAUCUCCGCAUCAGUCUGAACAGUUUCGUCACCAAAAUUGUUAUUGACAAUGUCACCAAGUCAGCUAGAGGGGUGGAAUUCGUAAAAAAUGGUCAGAAAUAUUUUGCUAAAGCUGAUAAAGAAGUGAUUGUUUCAGCCGGCGGAGUUAAUUCAGUUCAAGUGCUCCUGCUCUCGGGAAUCGGCCCGGAAAAGCAUUUGAAAGAGAUAAACGUACCCCUGGUUAAAAACCUGCCUGUAGGAGAGUAUUUACAAGAUCACGUCAUGUUUAUUGGCUUGGUAAUCAGGAUCAAUGGAACUAUUUACAAUGACACUUUAAGGGAACUUUUAAUGAGGUAUAGAAGAAAUCAGCGGCCUUUGAUUUCAUUCUUGGAAAAUAUUGCUUUUACAAAUAUCGACAAAGAUACUAAAAAACGGCCGGAUAUUGAAUAUAUUGUGUCACUUCCGCUAAAUCUUCCAGACAGGGGUUCAACGUACGUCAGCCUAAACAAAGAAUACCUGGCUGCUAUAAAAAUCAACACUACCAGUGACUUUUUUUUGUUCACGAUGUUGAUGCAUCCGAAAUCACGUGGUACAGUGAAACUUCAAUCCAACAGUCCCUUGGAUCGGAUACCCUUGAUCGAUCCUAACUACCUGGCUGAAGAAGAGGACAUCGAAAAGUUAUACCAGGGAGUGAAAUUUAUUGUGAACUUGAACAAUACCGAGGCAUUUAGGAAGCACGGAGCACAAGUGGUGGCAUUUGACUAUCCAAAUUGUGAAACAUUUAAGAAAUUUAGUAAGGGUUGGUGGCAGUGUGCCAUAAGACAUAUGAGUACUACGAUCUAUCAUCCGGUGUCUACAGCCAGAAUGGGAUCAGAUCCAUCAGUAUCAGUGAUAAACACCAAUCUACAGGUGCACGACAUUUCCAAACUGAGAGUUGUUUGCAGUAGUUCGAUGCCUGAGUUGAAUUCUGGACAUACUACAGCACCUACAAUCAUGAUAGCCGAGAAAGCCUCAGAUAUCAUUAAAAAGUAUUACGGAAAACUGCGAUAAAAUAUAUAAUUUCAUUUAAAUUAUGAAAGAAAUUGUUUUUAUUACAUUUUUGCUUGGCACAUAUUAAAGAAAAUCACAAAUUGUUUUGUCUGUGAUUGUAGAUAUACAGGGUUGUUCACCACAUAC
Sitophilus oryzae (rice weevil) is the source of this 1995-nucleotide messenger RNA. Its product is annotated as glucose dehydrogenase [FAD, quinone]-like. The record is from RefSeq and is a predicted model, not a curated record. Gene Ontology annotation, molecular function: flavin adenine dinucleotide binding; oxidoreductase activity, acting on CH-OH group of donors. NCBI's taxonomy places the organism in Eukaryota, Metazoa, Arthropoda, Insecta, Coleoptera, Curculionidae.